ACAAGACUGUCUGCACGUCAAAGAGGCGCGUGUGCCUGUGUGUGUGCGGGGAUUCUCAAAGCACACACCGACACGCGGGCAUCUUUAUAUUAUUCUAUAUAAAUAAUCCAAUAUGAAAGAAGGAUAUUGGGCAUUCAUGAACGAUUAGUCUCUACACCCUUCUGGUAGCCUGUAGAAACCAGAUCGUUCGUUGUUGCACAGGAGGGAGUCUCUUUGUUCAGCGUUUUCUGCAAUAAAAUACAACAAAAUAAAAUGGACAGCAAGGAGAACAGGUCGGACGAAGAAUCUGAAUCACCCGAGGAAGAGGAGGUGGAUCCGAGAAUUCAGGGAGAGCUUGAGAAACUCAACCAGUCAACAGAUGACAUCAAUAGAUGUGAAACUGAGCUUGAGGAUGCCAGACAGAAGUUUCGUUCCGUGCUGGUGGAAGCUACACUCAAGCUGGAUGAGCUGGUGAAGAAGAUCGGCAAAGCGGUGGAGGAAUCAAAACCGUAUUGGGAAGCCCGGCAGGUGGCGCGACAGGCUCAGCUGGAAGCACAAAGGUCCACUCAGGACUUCCAGAGGGCCGCUGAGGUGCUGCGUGCGGCCAAGGAGACCAUCGCUCUGGCCGAACAGAGGCUGCUGGAGGACGACCAGCGGCAGUUCGACUCGGCGUGGCAGGAGAUGCUCAACCAUGCUACGCAGCGGGUGAUGGAGGCGGAACAGAUCAAAUCACGCAGCGAGCUAUUGCACAAAGAGACAGCAGCCAAGUACACUGCCGCCAUGGGCCGCAUGAAACAGCUUGAGAAGAAACUCAAACGCACCAUCAGCAAGUCGAAGCCCUACUUUGAAAUGAAGGCAAAAUAUUACCUGAAUCUCGAGCAACUGAAGAAAAAUGUAGAUGACCUGCAGGCGAAGCUAACGCAAGCUAAAGGGGAAUAUAAAUCUGCCUUGAGGAACCUGGAGAUGAUCUCAGAUGAGAUCCACGAGCGCAGACGUUCCUCAGGCAUGGGCCCACGGGAGAGAGGCGUCGGUUCGGAGGGUGAUGGCGUCAUUGGUGAAGAUCUCUCCGGCUUCAAAAUGGACUCUGAUGGGAUAUCGAUGGCAUCUGGUUCCUUCGAUGAUGAAAACUGCAGCUCCAGUGCCAUGUCUGAGGAAGACUCCGAGUCCACCGGCAGCUUCAGCUUUGGGACGAACAGCCCUCUGGAUUUACCUUGUCCCUUCUCUUCCUCUUCUUCCUCAUCAUCUGGCUCUCCGUCCCCCGCUCCCUCCUCACGUCCCUGCAGCCUGGACCUGCCCAGCAACGUCUCAUUGUCUGACUUCAGUCUGAUGUCCCCCAUCCUGGGCCCUCGCAGCGAAUGCAGCGGAGCUUCUUCCCCCGAGUGCGAUGUAGAGAGAGGUGACAGAGCAGAGGGAGCCGAAGCUGUACUCGACAACAGUCUCAGCAAUAACAACACAAGUGCCAAACCGACCUUCGGCCUUGAUAGUCGCUUUCGUCUGCUCCCUCUAAAACUCGGCCGAACGGAAAGCAGAAAAACCGCUGAUCCUCUCAGUCUCGCCCAGCACUCCUCCACGACCACGAUCCUGCUCGACGGGAUGUGAAGGCUAUAGCCGCUACACCGACGUUGAUGUAUUCAUCCUCAUUGCCUCCUGUCACCUGUCAAUGUCGCCUUGGUCUAUUCCUCUCACUGUCUAGUUCUGCCAACUUUCAGAUUGAACUUUGGCUCGAUCUCAUGAGUGUUUGGACUCUGACACGACGUGCGGAAGAGACAAAUCUGCCAUUUGGUAGAAACUAGAUUUUUGAAAAUAAGACUAUUUAUUGUGAACAUGAACAUCCUCACAACAUCCCACACGUUCUGUAGUCUACAAAGUGAUGAUGUCUGCAGAAGUCGCUGUAGUUAGCGCUUGUCUUGACUGGGGAGCUUUCUGAAAUGCAUUAAGAGAUUUAAUACACUGUCGAUUUGUGCACUUUUGUCUGUAAUGCCGUAACAGUGUCACGGGCCGCUGAUAUACACAAUCAUUUGUGUGGCAGUAUAAUGUUACGGCCUUUCCAGUUAAUGUGUAGCUAGGACACCUGUGCAUGUUUACGCUUUAGCCUGGACGUGUUAAAACGAAAAAAGGAUUCAAAAUCUCCAAGGAGCUUUGAACGUCUGCUUCUUUGCUGCAACAAAAGAAGCCAACAAACUGCACGUCACAGGUCACCGCCUCGCAUCGGCACCUGUCACUUUCAUCUCUCACAAGCCAAAUAACACGAGCUUCCCCUACACGACUGGACAUCGUGCAUGCCCACCUGUUUCUCCGUAUAGAGAAUUAUGAGCAAUAUGUGCAGAUUCACAGCAUCUUGAGCUGACGAUAAAACGGAGAACACUUCAGACAAGAGCCGAAUAGAUUUACCGAUGGGGAUUAUGGGUAAGAUUUGGCUGGUGUCAGUCGUGGUUUUACCACACUGCGAUUAGGAAGAUAUUGAAUGUUCAAGCUUUCGUACAGUAGCUGUUGGAUUUAGAGAAGCAGCAUCAGAUCUGGUGUUUUUGUAUGUCCUUGUGUCUUCUAAGAUGUACUUCACCUUAUCUCCUGUUUGUUUUGUUCUUUUGUCUGUUGCUGAGGAAAAAAUAAGCUCAUACCAGUAUUCUUAAGUGAUUUAGGACGUUUGGUCUUUUUGUUGUUUACAAAGCUGGUGUAAUUGUUUUCAAAAAUAAAUAAAAUACCUGAUGUAUUGUUACUAGUCAAGAAGAUGACCACACUAAUAAAAUAAGCUGUCUGUUUAUGAAAUGCUGUUGGCUACCAUAGAACAACUUGAAGUUAAAUCUCAAUUUGUCAAUAACACAGUUUGGCCAUCUUUUUUUUUGUGAUUUUAGAGGUACUUUAA
This is a messenger RNA of Triplophysa rosa, 2842 nucleotides long. It is a transcript of the gene sh3bp5b, whose product is annotated as SH3-domain binding protein 5b (BTK-associated). The record is from RefSeq and is a predicted model, not a curated record. Gene Ontology annotation, cellular component: cytoplasm. The transcript is spliced from 9 exons. Gene Ontology annotation, biological process: intracellular signal transduction; negative regulation of protein tyrosine kinase activity. Gene Ontology annotation, molecular function: protein kinase inhibitor activity. Bases 253 to 1578 code for a protein of 441 amino acids. Lineage: Eukaryota; Metazoa; Chordata; Actinopteri; Cypriniformes; Nemacheilidae.